This is a messenger RNA of Saccoglossus kowalevskii, 1178 nucleotides long. RefSeq lists its product as uncharacterized. Gene Ontology annotation, molecular function: oxidoreductase activity. The record is from RefSeq and is a predicted model, not a curated record. NCBI's taxonomy places the organism in Eukaryota, Metazoa, Hemichordata, Enteropneusta, Harrimaniidae.
GGAAAAGGUCGCUUUAUGUCUACUAUAACAAUACCAUUUUAUUUUGUAGAUAUGUAUGUGAACGACAUAAAAAGUGGAACAACAGUGUCCGACAAAGAGCCAAUCAUUUUAACAGAGUUUGCCGCGACUGCUCAUGUAAAUGGCAAUAAUCUGCUUGGGCCUGUGGUGGGAAACUUCUCCAUGGAACUAGCAAUACAGAAAGCCAAACAAUCAGGCGUAGGCUGGGUUGUAGCUAAAGGUUCAAACCACUAUGGUAUAGCCGGUUGGUACAGUAUGCAAGCGUUGCAGCAUGGAUUAAUGGGCAUGUCAUUUACAAACACCUCACCAUUACAAGUGCCUACAAGAGCAAGAGAGUGUGUAUUAGGAACUAAUCCAAUAACUUUGGCAGCACCCGCCACUGGUGGUGACAGUUUUGUACUGGAUAUGGCGACAUCAACGGCAGCUGUUGGCAAGGUGGAAUUCCAUGACAGGAAAGAUAUAAGCAUACCAAACGGUUGGGGUUCUGAUAGCAGAGGUAUUGAGACUAAUGAUCCAAAGGCUGUGCUGGAUGGUGGUGGUUUGAUGCCUUUAGGAGGUUCUGAGAAAUCCAGUGGUUAUAAAGGUUAUGGACUAGCGAUGUUAGUGGAGAUAUUCUGUGGUUUAUUAGCUGGAUCAAAAUAUGGACCAAAUAUUCGCAAAUGGAGAGCAACAGGUGGCGUUGCCAACUUGGGCCAGUGUUUCAUAGCAAUAAAUCCAGAGGCGUUUGCUCCAGGCUUUGCAGAGAGAAUGCAAGACAUGAUGAACAUAUGUAGAAAUCUCAGUCCUGCAGAAGGGGAAUCUGAAGUACUCGUAGCAGGUGACCCUGAACGAAUACAUAUGCAGCAAGUUGACACCGAGGGCGGUAUACGGUAUCACAAGAACCUUGGAGAAUUCAUGAAUAAACUCGCACAGGAACUUGGUGUGGAGCCUUUGAAAUCCGUGUCGUAACAUGCCAAUAAAAUCCCGAUGUUUUAGUGUUCACCUGCUGCUUGUAUCUGUAUACGCAGUACUCGUCACCGAUAUUAUACCAGAGAAUAUAUAAGUGAUUUUUAUCUUUAUUGCUGCUUGGACACAAUAGCACAAUGAAACUUUCGUAUAUGAAUGUAUAAAAUGUAAUUUUUACAGUUGCGUGAUUUAUUAAAAUAUACGGGUCUAUGCUA